AUGGAUUUGUCUCUGAAAAUAACCCCCAUGGUCAAAAGCUCCUUAAAACAAAGUGAAGCAAUAGACUUGUUGUUGGAAGCAGGCCUGGAUGAGACAGAAAUAAGAGAUGCACUGGCUGAAAUUGGCGAUCCUACACCUGAAAAUGUUUAUGGACAUUUACAGAAGCUUAAAAAAGCUGAGGAAACAGAGAAGGCUAGAAAAGAAGAGGCAACAGCAGAUGCAAACAAAAAGCAUAAGGACAUGCUAAAGAAACAGGCAGAGCAGAAAGAAAUGCAGUUGAAGCGAGUUAAAGACAAAAUCAAGGCAGCCCAGGACGAAAACAGGAAGAAAGAGGAUGAAUUUGACAAGGAAACACAAAAGGGGUACGAGGAUGUGAUAAUUGAAGAAUACUACAAGGUACGAGUAUUUCUACCAACUUACAGAUCCAUGUUCAUUGGACUGGAUGAUGGAGCAACUGCAAAGGAUCUCUUUGCAAGAAUACGCGAAGAAAACAAGAAACUUGAAGGAAAACUGGGGAAUUUCAGCCUAUCCAAGUAUGGAUUGCGCGAGAGUGUGAAUGAAGAUGAUACACCACUUCUGGAUGUAUUUGGUCACACGACAUGCAUGCUUAUUUUGGAGGAAACUUCUACAAAAUAA
Enterospora canceri is the source of this 636-nucleotide messenger RNA. The record is from the annotation of a GenBank genome assembly. NCBI's taxonomy places the organism in Eukaryota, Fungi, Microsporidia, Enterocytozoonidae.